Molecule: messenger RNA, 837 nt
Organism: Monoraphidium neglectum
Lineage: Eukaryota; Viridiplantae; Chlorophyta; Chlorophyceae; Sphaeropleales; Selenastraceae
Exons: 6
Coding region: 1-837 (278 amino acids)
Biological process (GO): phosphorelay signal transduction system
Cellular component (GO): protein-DNA complex; cytosol
Molecular function (GO): DNA-binding transcription activator activity; transcription cis-regulatory region binding; phosphorelay response regulator activity
Source: RefSeq, a predicted model, not a curated record
AUGCAGUCACUGCUGGGCAGCGCGGGUUACGACCUCAUCACGGCAGGCUCGGGCCAGGAGGCGCUGUCGCUGCUGGCGGGUGCGCCCGUGUUCCCGGACCUGCUGCUUCUAGACAACAUGAUGCCCGACAUGAGCGGGCUCGACGUGUGCCGCCGCCUGCGGGAGUUGUACCCGGCCCAGAGGCUGCCCAUCAUCAUGGUGUCCGCGCGCGUGGAGGAGGAGGCCGUCGUGUCGGGCCUCGACGUCGGCGCCGACGACUACAUCACCAAGCCCUUCAAGCGCAACGAGUUCCUGGCGCGCGUCCGCGGCAAGCUGGAGAUGGCGCAGCAGGACUCCCCACGCACCGCCGCUGCGCCCACUACCCCCGGCGCCGACGCCGGAGUAUCCCUGCUCUCUUCCUCCUCAACCGCCGCCCUCGCCGCCGCCGCCGCCGCUGCCGCCGCGUCGCUCCCGCCGGCGCCGAGGGCGCUGGAGCGGUCUAUCUCAGCGGACCUUUACGCCGCCGGGCCGGGCAGCGGGGUGGUGAUGUCAUCGUGCGGGCUGCCGCCCGUCGUGCUGUGUGUGGACGACGACGAGGUUAACCAGCUCGUGCUGCAGGGCAUGCUGCACUCCCAGGACUACGGCUACCUCAAGGCCCGCACCGGCAGCGAGGGCCUCGCCUGCUUCCCAGGCCUCGGCGGCGACACGGGCAGCAGCUUCCCGGGGGCUUCCCGGCCCCCGGACCUGGUGCUGGUCGACUCAUCCCUGCCUGACAUGAAGGGCCUCAGCUUUGUGAGGCGGCUGAGGGAAACGUACACAAAGCUGCAGCUUCCCAUCAUCAUCCUCACAGCCAGGUGA